This is a messenger RNA of Penicillium canariense, 1056 nucleotides long. Its product is annotated as isocitrate lyase/PEP mutase family protein. Lineage: Eukaryota; Fungi; Ascomycota; Eurotiomycetes; Eurotiales; Aspergillaceae. The transcript is spliced from 2 exons. Gene Ontology annotation, molecular function: catalytic activity. The record is from RefSeq and is a predicted model, not a curated record. Bases 1 to 1056 code for a protein of 351 amino acids.
AUGACAAUCACUAUUACCGUCGAGAAAGAUGGCUAUUAUGAGGUCAACGGGAUGCGGCAUGAGCCCACUGUCUCUCUUUAUGUGAUUCCGGCCGCAUCGAAACUACGCCGAAUGUUGAAGGACACCAAGGCGCUCAUCGUCUGCCCCGGAGUAUACGAUGGCCUCUCUGCUCGAAUUGCUAUGGAUCUGGGGUUCAAAGCCAUGUAUAUGACUGGCGCAGGAACGACUGCCUCACGCCUGGGGAUGGCGGAUCUUGGUUUAGCCCAGCUUCAUGACAUGCGCACCAAUGCGGAGAUGAUUGCCAAUCUUGAUCCGUUUGGCCCUCCCCUGAUUGCGGACAUGGAUACGGGUUAUGGAGGUAUGAGAGGCCCUACCCCUUCAAAGACUCUGAAUGGGCUCAAUAGGGUUUCAAAGCUGACACGUUUAACCCCAGGCCCUCUCAUGGUAUCCAAAUCGGUUCAGCAGUAUAUUCAGGCUGGUGUGGCUGGAUUCCAUAUCGAGGACCAAAUCCAGAAUAAACGCUGUGGCCACCUUGCUGGAAAGAGGGUGGUGAGUCUAGAAGAAUACAUGACGCGUGUUCGGGCAGCCAAACUGACCAAGGACCGUCUACACUCGGAUAUUGUUCUCAUCGCACGAACUGAUGCCCUGCAACAACAUGGAUAUGACGAUUGCGUCGCCCGCUUGAAAGCGGCCAGAGAGAUCGGGGCUGAUGUGGGUCUCCUAGAGGGUUUCACGUCGAAGGAGCAGGCAUGCCAGGCAGUUCAGGACCUAGCUCCCUGGCCUCUUCUUCUUAACAUGGUUGAAAAUGGUGCCAGCCCGGUUAUUACCACCAGAGAGGCAGAAGAGAUGGGAUUUCGCAUUAUGAUCUUCUCGUUUGCGUCCCUUGUCCCCGCCUACAUGGGCAUCCGAUCAGCCUUGGAGCGCCUUAAGACUGACGGAGUGGUCGGAACCCCCGAUGGACUUGGGCCUCGUAAGUUGUUUGAGGUCUGUGGACUCAUGGACUCUAUGAGGGUAGAUACAGAGGCAGGAGGGGAUGGCUUUGUCAACGGUGUCUGA